Aspergillus pseudonomiae is the source of this 798-nucleotide messenger RNA. Its product is annotated as undecaprenyl diphosphate synthase family protein. Gene Ontology annotation, cellular component: endoplasmic reticulum; lipid droplet; membrane. Lineage: Eukaryota; Fungi; Ascomycota; Eurotiomycetes; Eurotiales; Aspergillaceae. The record is from RefSeq and is a predicted model, not a curated record. Bases 1 to 798 code for a protein of 265 amino acids. Gene Ontology annotation, molecular function: ditrans,polycis-polyprenyl diphosphate synthase [(2E,6E)-farnesyl diphosphate specific] activity. The transcript is spliced from 3 exons.
AUGGCAUUCCUAGAUCAACAUAUAACCUCCACGGUGGCAUCAUCCACAGGUCUGACAAUCCUAGCCUAUCUCCGGUCCUUCGCCCUCCAAACCCUCCAAUGCGGGCCAAUCGCCCGACAUGUCGCCUUCAUCCUCGACGGAAACCGACACUUUGCUCGUAAAUAUGGCCUCUCUAUUCCUGAAGGUCACUCGGCUGGUGCUGACAGAUUGUUUGAAACACUUGACAUGAGCUACAAUCUCGGGAUAACAGAGGUAUCAGCCUAUCUGUUCAGCAUUGAGAAUUUCAAACGCGGAGAGACGCAAGUCAGCGAUUUGAUGACCGUGAUUGAAUCUUUCAUUCGACGCAUCGCCCAACCACAUGGACUGCUCAAGAAGCACGGAAUCCAAUUGCGCAUCAUCGGCCGAUUGGAGAUGGUCAGUUCGCGUCUGCGUUCUGUAGCUACAGAAGCUUGUACCGGAACAGCCGGUCACAGUCGGGGUGUCGUUAACUUAUUCAUUGCAUACACUGGACGCGACGAAAUCGCCACAGCCGUUCAGUCCACCGUUGUGGAGUGUUCGCGGGAGGGGAAAGGGGACGUGGUCAAGAUGCUGGAUCGACAUAUGCUCUCGGCCAAUAGCUUGCCUGUGGAUCUGUUGAUUCGCACGUCUUCCACAAGACGGCUCAGUGAUUUCAUGUUAUGGCAGUGUCAUCAGGGUACCGAAAUCAUGCUUCUGGCGUGCUUCUGGCCGGCUUUCACGGUGUGGCACCUCUUUUGGGUGGUGCUAAGGUGGCAGGCUAGGAGGGGGGUGUGCGCUUGA